AUGGCACUCCGUCUACCAGUCGACCAAGCUAUUCUUACGCAGAGCCCUCUUAGACCCCAGAACUACAUCUAUCACCUCCAACAGCUCGGUCCCAAUCCAGGCGACGCGAAAAGAAGCGGCCCGUACUACCCCGAAUCGCAACUCCGAGCAGCAUGCGAACAUAUCCUCAGGCUUCGAUACGCACACCUUCCCCAAAACGUGAUCCGCAACUUCAUCACGAACCAGACUCUUAACGACGUAGCCGAGCCAGAGAAUAAGUUGGGAGAGCCGUCUAACAGCAGCAUAUCGUACGAGAUAUUCAUGGAGGCCAACUUCGACGUCGCAGAUGCGAUACGCAAACUGGCACCGGAUGAGAAGCUGACGUUGUGGCUUGUAUGGUACAAACAUGCGCAAGCGCCUUACGAGAAAUUCGAGAAGGGACUUCCGCGGUUAUUUGAGGUGUUUGGGCAAGCUGAUAACACGGUGUCUGAUAGUGUGUACCUCGACGAGGAGAAGGCGCAUGCGGCUGCGCGUGAGCUGCUGCAGGGUUCUAGACACAUUUGA
Molecule: messenger RNA, 543 nt
Organism: Trematosphaeria pertusa
Lineage: Eukaryota; Fungi; Ascomycota; Dothideomycetes; Pleosporales; Trematosphaeriaceae
Exons: 1
Coding region: 1-543 (180 amino acids)
Source: RefSeq, a predicted model, not a curated record